Molecule: messenger RNA, 396 nt
Organism: Magnusiomyces paraingens
Lineage: Eukaryota; Fungi; Ascomycota; Dipodascomycetes; Dipodascales; Dipodascaceae
Product: 60S ribosomal protein eL32
Exons: 1
Coding region: 1-396 (131 amino acids)
Biological process (GO): translation
Cellular component (GO): cytosolic large ribosomal subunit; ribosome
Molecular function (GO): structural constituent of ribosome
Source: RefSeq, a predicted model, not a curated record
AUGGCUCUGGCUCCUCACCCAAAGAUUGUCAAGAAGCACGGCAACAAGAAGUUUAAGCGUCACCACUCUGACCGCUACGCCCGUGUUGGCGAGUCGUGGCGCAAGCCCAAGGGUAUUGACUCUGCCGUCCGUCGUCGUUUCCGUGGCACUGUCCGCAUGCCCAAGAUUGGUUACGGCUCUGACAAGAGAACCAAGUACCUUGCUCCCUCUGGCCUCAAGUCGGUUGUUGUUUCUAACGCUGCCGAGCUCGACACUCUUAUUCUCUCCAACAAGUACUUUGCUGCUGAGAUUGCACACUCCGUCUCGUCGAGAAAGCGCGCUGAGAUUGUGGAGAAGGCUAAGACUCUUUCUAUCCACGUCACCAAUGCCUCUGCUCGUCUCUCUUCCCAGGCUUAA